UGCGAGCGUUGAUUUCAAAAUUUUUUACAAUUUAAAUCAUAAAAUCUUGAAGAAUUUAAUAAAAAGAUAUACAUUUGCAAAGUAAUAUACUAUAAUUGGUUAAAAAUUCAAAAAGAAGUUUCGAAGAAAAUGACUACUCGCCCAAAGAGAACAGCCGCCAAAGUCAAAAACAUUAUUGAAAUAUCUGAUAGUGAAUCUGAAAGUGAGCCUGCAGCGAAGAAAGUUAAGGAGUCAGAUGAGGACUGCAGCAGCGUUGACUCAGAUUUUCGUGUUGAAGGCAAUAAAAUUGUGGUAAAACCUCCAGCCAAAAAGAGGAUUGGUCGACCUAAAAAAAAUUCAGUUACCAAAUCAAAAAUUGAGAACAAUGAUGUAGAUGUUUGCACGGAAACGCACUUGAAUCCUCAUCCUUGGAAAUUUCAUGAUCUUUUGGCAGAGAAAACUUCAAUAAGUUCAUUUGUAGCCCAAAAUAUUGUAACACUUUUAAGUAACGAUAAUACCAUACCUUUUAUAUGUCGAUAUAGAAAAGACAUGGUUGGUAACAUUAGUCCUGAAAAAAUGCGAGAUAUCAAAAUAUGUUUUCAGGAAAUUCUUAAUUUGCAACAAAAAGCAGAUAAUAUAAUCAAAACUUUGGAAAAAGACAAUCUAUUAAAAGAUAGUGUUAAAAAUGACAUCCUAGCUGCAAAAACGUUAGAAGAAUUAGAAUUUUUGUAUGCACCUUAUAAACCUGCUAAUAAAGGUUCUUUAGCUGAUCGCGCAAGAGCUUUAGGACUAGAAGAAGUCGCAGAAGAUAUUUUAUAUGGAAAUUCUUUAGUCAAACUGGAAUCAAAAAUUGACAAAAAUGUGAAAGGUUUGGAUUCCAAAGAAAGUAUAUUAGAAGGAAUUGUACACAUAAUAUCUCAUAUCAUAAGUAAAAACACGGAAGUGUUAGAAGAAUUGAGACGAAUACAGAAAAUUCAUCGUAUAAUUAUAAAAUGUUCUAAGAGUACCUCAGCAACUAAAGAAAAGAAACAAGUCUUAACAAAUAAUGUUCUCAAACUGAAAAGCGUUAAAGAAGGAUCUCGAAAAAGCAAUGAAUACAAAUUUGAAAUUUACUACAAUUUUGAAAAUGCAGUGCGUUAUAUAAAACCGCACCAAAUAUUGGCGAUUAAUCGAGGAGAAAAGGCAAAGUGUUUAAGUGUAAAGGUUAUUGUUCCAGACCGCGUAAAAAAUGAAAUGAAACAUUAUAUACGUCAGUUAUUUUUAACUAAUGGUCAAAGAUAUCAACUUCGUAAUGAAAUUUUUGAAAGGUCUUACGAGGAAUGUUAUGUAAAAAAAUUGUUACCAUUUCUUCAACGACAAGUUCGGAGCGACUUAAAUGAAAUAGCAAAAAAAGCGUCAAUUGAAGUUUUCGCGAAAAAUUUAAAGCAAUUGUUACUAAUGUCGCCUUUAAAAGGUAAAAAAAUUCUUGGAAUUGAUCCUGGAUUUUCUAACGGUUGUAAGAUGGCAUUAAUAAGUGAAACUGCAGAUGUUUUAGAUACUGGAGUUAUUUUUCCGCAUACCAAAGGUGAAAAUAAAGACCAAGGACGAAUUUUAGUGGAAAUGUUAGAGAAACAUAAUUGCAAUUUAAUUGCAUUAGGAAACGGAACCGCUUGUAGAGAAACAGAACAUUGGUUGACAAAUUUAUUUAAGGACGGGAUGCUUGACCCGGAAAAAAUAAAAUAUAGCAUAGUUUCAGAGCAAGGUGCUUCAAUUUAUUCUUGCAGUGAAAACGCGAGGAAAGAGUUUCCGAAUUUAGAUGUUAACAUAAUCAGUGCAAUUUCAAUUGCACGUCGUUUAAACGAUCCAUUAAGUGAGUAUGUUAAAAUCGAACCACGGCAUAUCGGCGUCGGCAUGUACCAACAUGAUGUAAAUGAAAAAGAUUUAUCGGAAGCAUUAAACGAAGUUGUAACUGAAUGUGUUAGUUUCGUGGGCGUUGAUAUUAAUACUGCUAGUUUAAGUAUAUUAAAGUACAUUUCCGGUCUUACGGCUAGUCGAGCUGAAAAGCUAAUAGAGUAUCGGAUAAAAAAUGGGCCUUUUAGAACAAGGAGGGCUAUCGUUAAAGUUAAGUCUAUUGGAGAAAAAACUUAUACACAAUGCGCUGGAUUUAUUCGAAUUGAUCCAAUGACUGUUGGUGGAAGUAUUUCAAAUUAUUUGGAUUGUACGUGGGUUCACCCAGAAAGUUAUGAUGUAGCAAAGAGUAUUAUCGAGAGUUUGAACUUCAAAGUAAAAGAUAUAGGCCAAGCACAAUUUAUGAAAAAAAUGCAAGAAAUUUCAAAUCCACAAAUAGAGGUUUACGCAAGAGAAUUCAAUUUACCAAAAGAAAGAAUAGAGUGCAUAUUAGAAGGGUUAAAACGUGAGCCUUUUAAAGAUUAUCGUUUAGAUUUUGAUAAAAAACCACUUUUCAAAAGCGGAGUUUCAAAAAUUACAGAUUUAUCCUUGAUGGACAUAGUAACUGGUGCCGUAACAAAUGUUACACAUUUCGGAGCUUUUGUGGAUAUUGGUGUAGAAAAGGAUUGCUUAUUGCACGUUAGUAAAAUGAAUGGAAUGACGUUGAAUAUUGGCGACCGUAUUGAAUGUAGUGUCGUAGACAUAGAUACCUCUAAAAAUCGUGUAAAUUUAAGAUUGGAAGGAAUGGCUAUAUAGGAAAUUAUAUCAUCGCACUUUAUGAGCUUGUUUACUUACUUUAUACCUACAUAUAUAUGUAUAUAUAUUAUAAUGAUGCUGUGAUUAUGCUAAUACAUGAAUACUCACAUAAGCAAAAUUGGAUAAAUUGUAAAUUUUUUUUAACAAGCUGACGAUUAUCCAAUAAUUAAAAAAUUUAAAUAAGAUUGCAUAAACUGUGCGAGAUUUUUUAUUAAUUUGAAUAAAACUUUUAAAAUAGA
Condylostylus longicornis is the source of this 2900-nucleotide messenger RNA. RefSeq lists its product as uncharacterized. The record is from RefSeq and is a predicted model, not a curated record. NCBI's taxonomy places the organism in Eukaryota, Metazoa, Arthropoda, Insecta, Diptera, Dolichopodidae. Gene Ontology annotation, biological process: nucleobase-containing compound metabolic process; translation. Bases 130 to 2661 code for a protein of 843 amino acids. Gene Ontology annotation, molecular function: mRNA binding; structural constituent of ribosome. The transcript is spliced from 12 exons.